UGCUCAAUCUAUUAGUUUUGAAGCCAAGCCAAUUCUACUUAAGCUUUUAUUUCCGCAAUUUAAGUUCAAAUGACCUCGUUAAUACCCAAGUCGCCCUCCUAAUUGUCGCUAUUUGCCUAGGGUUGUCCUACAACUUUCCCCGUAAAUUAAGCAAUAAAAUCAAGUUACCAUCAAAUACACCAACCCAGAGAUCCUGAAAACUUCCUGUUGAACUUGCUGUAUUACUGAAUAUUUACAUAACCAAUUUGGCUAUUUUAGUUCUACUUUAUCAAUUUUGAACUCAUAUACUACGAGCAUAUCUAAUCUUUAAUGGUUAGGUUUAUCAUAUUUAACAAUAAUUACUUUCUUCAAAACUUCUAAGAUAUCUACUUGGCUUCCAGCAUCAUUUCUUUUCUUUUAAAUUUGGCUCUUUAUUUUCAAGCAUCUAUACAAUAGGCCCUUUAAGAACCUUUUAGAAUUCAAAAACUUAUCGCUUAUACUUCUGGCUCCUGGGCAUUAAAAUACAACUCAAAAGAAGUUUAUUGAAUUCAAUGAAGAACAAAAAUUGACUGGUUCUAUUUUCAAAUUACAUACUAUAGUUCAUGUUCUGCAUUCUAAUUAUAGUCAGUUAUACCAAGAAGUCAUUUCCGGAAAUCAUCAAUUCUAAGAAACCGGGUCAUCGGUUAGACCUUCUGCUCUUGGUUAAAUUGCAUGAGCCGAUAAUUCAUCACAGUUCAUAAAUGCGACAAAAAUACUCAAUUGUUAUAUUUUGUCAUCACUCCAGAAUCGUCUCAAUUUAAAAAAAAAUGGACACACCCAGAAGAAGUCAGAAAUCGAGAGCAGUUACCCCCGAAGUGACAGCUACUCCUAACAACACCGAGCAGAGUAGAAUGCUAGGCAGAGAUGCCGAAAGAUCUCGAUACCUUACCGGUGAUACUUCUCGCAGCGAGGGAAGCGCUGUGGAGCGCAAAAAAGAACGCCGAUCAGGUUUAGCAGAAGUGAUGAUGCUAUUCUUCUACCUAAUAUGCGUGGCGAUUGUUGCUGUUGUCAUUAACUUCGCCGUUCCGGUUCACAAGCGAGGCUUUUCGUGCUCGGACGCUGAGAUUAUGAAGCCCAAUUUGGGAGAACAGACAGUGCCAUCUUGGGCUUCGCUUUUGACCGGACUGCUUAUAGUGAUGUUUUCAGUCUUAGCGACAGAUAUCAUCAACUUUUGCUUGGACAAGCCUCCUGAUUCAGAUAAAAAGAGCGAGGAACAAAAGAAACACGAAAAGAAAAUGAUGCUUUACUUCAUGUUAAAGAACCUCAUUGUUGGUGCAUGUGUUUAUGCCACUACUAUGCUCAUGGUGGGCAUUGGAAAAGUAGUCGUCGGGGAACUAAGACCUGACUUCUUGGAGGUGUGCUUCGGAGGUCAAAAGGGCUAUCUAGACUUCUGCAGAGAGCAAUUAAACAAGAUGAACGUGAGUGAUGUGAGCGGAGUGCCCCUUUACAUCCCAGUUGAAGGAGACAAAGAUGUGUGCACUACUGCGGACAAGAAAGAAGUAGAAGAUGAGAGAAAGAGUUUCCCCUCUGGUCACACUGCAUCUGUGUGUGCACCGGCCAUGUUUGCACUUAUAUACAUCAACCUAGAGUUAAGAAACACGUUUGUGAGAGUCAUGAGUUUCAUGUGGCAGUUCUUCGUGAUCGCAGUUACAUUGUGGAUCUCGGUGUCGCGAAUAGGAGACAACAAACACCACAUGCGAGAUGUGGCAACGUCCGCCCUACUAUCUCUAGGAGUCGCUAUCAUAUUCUACUUAUUCUUACGCUUCCACAACACUUCACGUCCCUCAAAACUCAAUUAGAACGAUUUAAAAUAGAAAGAAAAGGUAAACACUAUAAACGCCCUAAGAUCUGGAACCCAUUUCCGAGACUGAAAAAAACAAGGCCAGCUCAACGGAUCGAAACCAAGAUGGUAGGUGGAAAAUGAUGGAAGAUUGGCUAAUCAGCACCAUUUUUCCAAAUUACAGAUUGAAACG
Messenger RNA from Symsagittifera roscoffensis, 1991 nucleotides. Its product is annotated as phospholipid phosphatase 2-like. The transcript is spliced from 6 exons. Gene Ontology annotation, cellular component: plasma membrane. The record is from RefSeq and is a predicted model, not a curated record. Gene Ontology annotation, molecular function: phosphatidate phosphatase activity. The coding region runs from base 786 to 1817 and encodes 343 amino acids. Lineage: Eukaryota; Metazoa; Xenacoelomorpha; Acoela; Convolutidae. Gene Ontology annotation, biological process: phospholipid dephosphorylation; phospholipid metabolic process; signal transduction.